Messenger RNA from Cercocebus atys (sooty mangabey), 8157 nucleotides. It is a transcript of the gene PLEKHG1, whose product is annotated as pleckstrin homology domain containing, family G (with RhoGef domain) member 1. The transcript has 16 exons. NCBI's taxonomy places the organism in Eukaryota, Metazoa, Chordata, Mammalia, Primates, Cercopithecidae. The coding region runs from base 3013 to 7386 and encodes 1457 amino acids. Gene Ontology annotation, molecular function: guanyl-nucleotide exchange factor activity. The record is from RefSeq and is a predicted model, not a curated record.
UGGGAAUAUUGAGGGGGCCUGGGGUGGAGGUAAGAUGAGGCAAUCCUAUGGUAUGGCACCUGCAGCCAGGGUGGUGGCAGGGGCAGUGGCAAGCAGUGGGUUUCAUGGAAGGAUAAAAGUAUCAGGCAGCCUCCUCGGGUGGAGACCACGGGUAGAUGUCCCUGGCCUCCGGCACUCUCUUCACCCAGCAAUCUAUGUGCUGGGUACAUACGCUAUACUGGGCACAAAGAAGGCUGUGAUCCAUGACUUUUAGAAGCCCGCAGGCUAGUAAACUGGCAUCUUCAUACUAUCCUUGGAUCAGAUCCAGGCUGACAGUGUGAGCAAAUGUGGAAAGCUUUAGAAAAUGCAGGCUCCCUGGCACUAUCUUAGACCUCAUAGAACAGCCAUUUCAGAGCAAGUCCUGGGAAUCUGCAUCCCCUUAAGUGCCCCCCGAGGCUUGGGGAUGGAUAACUGCAUGAGACAAACUCUAACAAGUAAAUCAUCUCAACAGAGUGCGAAAAGUACUGUGGUUGGCUGUUCAGGGAAUGACGAAUGCACAAAGGAGGUUCCCCUAGGUGGGAAAUUCAGGUGCGGGGUUGGGGACUUGUAUUUGAAAUUUCAACCAGCUCCAUCCACCUACUUUCUCACAUACCUCCAUAUCGUGUCUGGUGGCUGAUGGCAGCAGCUAUGCAGGGGUCUCAGUGGCUGAAUUUGGGCAGUUUGCUGUGCUUCCGAAAUGGUUCUGGCCUACCCUGUAUCUCCCCUUGGACUUCUGAUUGGCCCAUGGGGGAUGGGGAUUUUUGGAUCUGUGGCAGCAGUAAUGAUCGAGGCCUCCAAGAAGAGCUCCAUUUGGAGGGUGUUCGUAGAUUUUUAAUAGCCUCAAUACUGCGUCCUUUAGAUGUGUUUCUUUUCUCAGUGUGUCCCUUUUCAUGGCAUGGGCAGGGGGGUGUAUCUUAUAAUAAGACAGGUUUGGGGGGGAAAUGACUUCAUGGGCUCGCUGUUGAGCUACUUCCCUUUGCAUCUCCGGGAAAGGCGUGGUUCACCCGCAGCAGGUCCGGUUAAGGAAGCACGUGUGUGCGUUCAGCAUUGCUGCGUUUUCCCUGCCACCUCACCCUAAGGAUGGGGUCAAAGUUGCCUUCUGCUUGUCCUAAUAGAGGCUCUCUUCAACUCCCUACCACUCCCAGUUCUCAGCCCAUGCAGUCUCCUACCGUGGAACACGAAGUUCCAAAGAGAUGGUUCCAGGUGAAUGCACAGCUGUGUUCCCGCCUCCUGAUCCUGUCCCCAGUGAGUGACACUGGGUCAUUCCUCAAGAUCUCUCCUUAACCCCGUCUUCCAAGACAAGACCAAACCCCACACUUGAGCACUGGGCUCCCCUGCUCUCUUCCCUGAUGCCACCCCACUCCCACAGGGCCUGACCCCAGCAGAAGACAGCUUCAGCCUGUCUUAUUGACUCUGGGUGUGACAGGAACAGAGAUUUUGAAGGCCUCUUUGCCCUUUUCCCUAGAGAGUAGGUGGCUUUGCCCCUGAGCAGCUCUCCCCUGAACCCAUCAGAGCCCAGCUCAGCCCUCUGUGGCAGACGUGGAAAAGGAAUCCCACUCCAGUGAGGAAGGAGAAGCACCCCACAAGGAGGCCCAGGACACAUGCCUCUCAUCAAGGGCUGCCCCUCCGAGAUGGUGCUGCAGGAAUCCCGCCCUGAGAUUGGGGUUUGGAGAGAAUAGAGCCAAUAGCUUCCUACUCUUCUACCAUUUUAAAAUCCUAUCCUGCAUUUUGACUUUCCCUCUGACCACAGUGAUACCAAAGGUUUUCUGAAUUUUGGAAAGGUCAAAAUAAUAAGGUAAAUGUCAACAAAAUGAAUAUGUAAGAUGUGUAUCCUUGGAAUACUCUUUCUUUGGUAAAUUAUAGUUUUAUUUAAAUGUGAUCAGUUUUAGGUGAUUCGGGGAAUUUGCCCACCUCCUGCAGAAACUAUCUUGAUCUCAUUAAAUUAAAUAAGAUGUAACUAGGGAAGGGGAGAAAAAGAGUGAAAUCAGGUAUGGAUCAUUCCAUCUGUGUAACCCAUAACAGUCAUAACAACAGUAAACAAUACCAAAACCUCUCAGGCAGCCUACAGCUAAUUCAAUCUCAACUUCUACCACCUAGGCUGAAUGAAUAUAGCUUACAGAGAUGGCCAAGGGAGUCUAGAACUUUCUAGAGCUACUUGCUCCUCCCCCUGCUUCAAUGCAGUCAUUGGUCACUGCCCAGUGUGCCCCUGGCACCUGACCAGUAGGGGGCACAUGUGAGCAGCGUCCUAUAUAAGCGCAGCACAGGCACCAGCUGGUCAGGAUGAGGCACCUCUACCUGGGCUCCGUAGGAGAGCUAACUGGGUCAUUGGAUUCGAUUCAUCUUUUUAAAGUCUUUGAGAGUUUACUUGAUUGGGAUUUUUAUUAAAUCUCUUAACCAACUUUCCUCAUUCUCAAAUGCCAGUGUAAUUCUGUGAACACUCUAAACAUUAGAAAUACAUUUCUUAUGUUGUAAACAAAUUCUGUUUAUGUAGAAGAUGGUUCUCUUUGGAAAAACAAUUGCCUGAAAGCUCUUCCAAUUUAGCAAGGAACAUAGUCUGAGAAAAGAGAAAUAGGUACGCAGUUACAUGCCCUGCCUCAGCCCUCCCACACAUGGUCAUUUUUGCUUGUUGAAAAAUUAGACUUUAAGUGAAAACAGAAGCAUCAAAAAUGAUCCCUCAUAUAAAGGAGACUGUGCUUUUAUAAUAUUGGCCAUUCUUUUCAGUUGAUUGACUUUAUUCCUAUUCUUCAUUUUUAUUUUUGCUGUUGUCUGUUUUUCUCUUGUCUCACCUCCCAAGCUUUCUUUCCCUGAGCCUCCCGAGGGAGGUCUGACAACGCAAGAAGGAUGAGAAUGUGGGCGGGAGAUGAGGGUGGGAGGAACUGCCCAGACCUGUCAGGCUUGGGUGUAGCACCUGCAAGGAGAACAUGAUUCUCCUGUGGUGACAGCCUGACCGGGCCCCCCCACCCACCAAGGCAGGACCACGGCGACCCGGGGAGCAUGCUGCCAGCAGCCAUGGUGGGGGCUCUGGUCAGAGGAUGGAGGAAUCGAAGCUCUCCUCGAAGGGCUGAGUCAAAACUUCUUAUCCCACCGAGCCAAGAUGGAAUUCCAAUUCAGGAUGGGCACCAGUUGCGUCUUGAAGUGCCAUCAGCUGUAACCAAAGUUCCAGAUCCCAAGACCACAGCCAGGCAUUCCUGCCCUCAAGAACUGAAGACGAUGGAGCUCUCUGACAGUGACCGACCCGUCAGCUUCGGUUCCACGUCGUCCUCGGCCUCUUCCCGCGACAGCCAUGGUUCCUUUGGCAGCAGAAUGACCUUAGUUUCAAAUAGCCACUUGGGCUUGUUUAACCAGGAUAAGGAAGUAGGGGCCAUAAAACUGGAGCUGGUUCCGGCCAGGCCAUUUUCCAGCAGUGAGCUGCAGAGGGACCACCCCACCGCCGGGCAACAGAACGCAGACGAAGGCAGCGAAAGGCCGCCCAGGGCGCAGUGGAGAGUGGACUCGAACGGGACACCCAAGACGACCACAGACUCGGCCACCAGCCCCAAGCUCCUCUAUGUGGAUAGAGUUGUUCAGGAAAUUCUGGAGACCGAAAGGACUUAUGUGCAAGAUUUAAAAAGCAUCGUAGAGGAUUACCUUGACUGCAUCAGGGACCAAACAAAACUUCCCCUGGGGACUGAAGAAAGAUCAGCCCUUUUUGGAAACAUACAGGAUAUCUACCACUUCAAUAGUGAACUUCUGCAAGAUUUGGAAAACUGUGAAAAUGAUCCUGUGGCCAUAGCAGAGUGUUUUGUGUCCAAGAGUGAAGAGUUCCACAUUUAUACCCAGUAUUGCACUAACUAUCCAAGAUCCGUGGCUGUGCUAACAGAGUGCAUGAGGAACAAGAUACUGGCCAAAUUCUUCAGGGAACGUCAGGAAACUCUGAAGCACUCGCUGCCUCUGGGGUCCUAUCUCUUGAAACCAGUGCAGCGGAUUCUCAAGUAUCAUCUCCUUCUGCAUGAAAUAGAAAAUCACCUUGAUAAGGACACAGAAGGCUAUGAUGUGGUGCUUGAUGCUAUAGACACAAUGCAGCGAGUCGCCUGGCACAUCAAUGACAUGAAGCGGAAACAUGAGCACGCGGUCCGGUUACAGGAGAUACAGAGUUUGCUCACUAACUGGAAGGGGCCAGACCUGACCAGCUAUGGGGAACUGGUGCUUGAGGGAACCUUCCGCAUCCAGCGAGCCAAGAAUGAGCGGACACUCUUCCUCUUCGACAAGCUGCUGCUCAUCACGAAGAAGAGAGACGACACGUUUACAUACAAAGCUCACAUCCUGUGUGGCAACCUCAUGCUCGUGGAGGUGAUUCCGAAGGAGCCGCUCAGCUUCAGCGUCUUCCACUACAAGAAUCCCAAGCUGCAGCACACAGUCCAGGCCAAAUCCCAGCAAGACAAACGCCUCUGGGUUCUGCACCUAAAGAGACUGAUUCUGGAGAAUCAUGCAGCCAAGAUUCCAGCUAAGGCCAAGCAAGCAAUCCUUGAAAUGGAUGCCAUUCAUCAUCCAGGCUUCUGUUACAGUCCUGAGGGAGAGACGAAAGCACUGUAUGGCUCUAAAGAAGGUUCUGCUCCGUAUCGGCUGAGAAGAAAAUCUGAACCUUCCUCACGAUCACAUAAAGUUUUGAAGACUAGUGAAACAGCACAAGACAUCCAAAAGGUUUCUAGAGAGGAAGGAUCUCCCCAGCUGACUUCAGCAAGGCCAUCUCCUGCCCAGAGAAACAGUCAGCCCAGCAGUUCCGCCAUGAUCAGCGUGCUUCGAACGGGUGGAGCCCUCAGAAACAUCUGGACCGAUCACCAGAUCAGGCAAGCCUUGUUUCCCAGCCGGCGGUCCCCGCAGGAGAACGAGGAUGACGAAGAUGAUUAUCAGAUGUUCGUGCCGUCCUUUUCCUCCUCAGAUCUGAACUCUACCCGACUAUGUGAAGACAGCACUUCUAGUCGCCCUUGCAGCUGGCACAUGGGACAGAUGGAGUCCACAGAGACCUCCAGCUCUGGUCACAGGAUUGUCAGGCGGGCCAGCAGUGCUGGGGAGAGCAACACGUGCCCUCCUGAAAUAGGACCUAGUGACAGAACUAGGGAACUGCAGAACGGCCCCAAAACAGGAGGGCAGGAGGAAAUGGCUCCCUUUGGGUCAUCCAUCGAGUUGACCAUUGAUGACAUUGACCAUGUCUAUGAUAACAUCAGUUAUGAGGACCUAAAACUAAUGGUUGCUAAGCGGGAAGAAGCUGAAUCCACGCCCUCUAAAUCAGCCAGGGACUCUGUUCGCCCCAAGAGCACCCCAGAGUUAGCCUUCACAAAGAGGCAAGCUGGCCACAGUAAGGGCUCUCUUUACGCACAAAAAGAUGAUGCUCUCUCAGGUGGAGAGGCAUCCAGCCAAAGCACGCAUGAACUCCAAGCAGUUGAGGAGAACAUCUAUGACACCAUAGGGCUCCCAGAUCCUCCGUCGCUGGGUUUUAAGUGCAGCAGCCUAAAGCGUGCAAAGCGGAGCACGUUUUUGGGACUGGAGGCUGACUUCGUAUGCUGUGACAGCCUGAGGCCGUUUGUUUCCCAAGACAGCCUCCAGUUCAGUGAGGACGAAGCCCCUUACCAUCAGGACAUCCCUGAUCAUGAUUAUCUGAGUUUGCUGUACGACUCUCCCAGCUGUAACUUGUCUAUGCCUGAUAAGCCUGUAUCUGAUAAACUGUCCGAAGAAGUAGAUGAAAUCUGGAAUGACCUGGAAAAUUACAUCAAGAAAAACGAAGACAAGGCCAGAGACCGCCUCCUGGCAGCAUUUCCUGUGAGCAAGGAUGAUGUGCCAGACAGGCUGUACGCAGAGAGCACCCCUGAGCUGAGCCGGGAGGCAGGGCGCUCUGUGUCCACACUAUCCCUGCCCGAGAGCCAGGCUCUCCUCACGCCUGUGAAGAGCAGGGCCAGCAGAGCCAGCCAUGCCAACUGCCCCUUUGAGGAAGACCUGAUUUCUAAAGAAGGCUCUUUUAUGAGCCUUAACCGGCUUUCUCUGGCCAGUGAAUUGCCCCUCAUGGACAAUCCCUAUGACCUGGCCAACAGUGGCCUGUCUCAAACAGACCCAGAAAACCCUGACCUGGGGAUGGAGGCCACAGAUAAGACAAAAAGCAGGGUGUUUAUGAUGGCUCGGCAGUACAGUCAGAAGAUUAAGAAGGCAAAUCAACUUUUAAAAGUGAAAAGUCCGGAGUUGGAGCAGCCGCCGGCCAGUCAGCAUCAGAAAUCCGUGCACAAAGACCUGGCUGCCAUCUUGGAAGAGAAGAAGCAAGGAGGGCCCGCCAUUGGUGCCAGGAUUGCUGAGUAUUCCCAGUUGUAUGACCAGAUUGUAUUCAGAGAGUCUCCCUUGAAAAUUCAGAAGGAUGCCUGGGCCAGCCCUCAAGAAUCCUCCCUCCUGAGGUCUGCGUCACCUUCCCAGGUCCACCAUGGUAGUGAAGAUUGGCUUCUGCAUUCAACCUAUAGUAAUGGAGAGUUAGCAGAUUUCUGUCUCCCACCAGAGCAAGACUUGAGGUCAAGAUAUCCCACGUUUGAGAUCAAUACAAAAAGUACUCCCAGGCAAUUGUCCGCAGCUUGCUCUGUACCUUCUCUUCAAACCUCCGACCCUCUGCUGGGCUCUGUGCAGAGAUGCAGCGUAGUAGUAAGUCAGCCCAACAAAGAGAACUGGUGUCAGGACCAUCUUUACAACUCCUUAGGUCGGAAAGGGAUCAGUGCGAAAUCUCAGCCUUAUCACAGGUCCCAGUCAUCUUCCUCCGUCUUGAUAAACAAAUCAAUGGACUCCAUCAACUACCCUAGUGACAUGGGAAAGCAGCAGCUGCUGUCUUUACACAGAAGUUCAAGGUGUGAGAGUCACCAGGACUUACUGCCAGAUAUUGCUGACUCGCAUCCACAGGAUACUGAAAAAAACUCAGAUCUCACACUCCAAGACUCACAGAAAGUUGUGGUGGUCAAUAGAAAUUUACCCUUAAAUGCCCAAAUUGCAACACAGAACUAUUUUUCCAAUUUCAAAGAGAGUGAUGGAGAUGAAGAUGACUAUGUGGAAAUCAAGUCAGAAGAAGAUGAGUCAGAGUUGGAGCCAUCUCACAAUCGUAGAAGGAAAUCUGACUCAAAGUUUGUGGAUGCUGACUUUUCUGAUAACGUCUGCAGCCGCAACACAUCGCAUUCCUUGAAUAGUCCGCGCACUCCAAAAAAGCCAGUUAACAGCAAACCUGAGCUUUCACCAUAUCUGACACCAUAUAAUGAUUCUGACAAACUGAAUGACUAUCUUUGGAGGGGGCCAUCUCCCAAUCAACAAAAUAUUGUCCAGUCUCUAAGGGAAAAAUUUCAGUGUCUCAGUUCAAGCAGCUUUGCUUAAGGUUCUUCAUAAUAACUGCCUGAAUCAACUUCUUAUUUUGCUCAUAAAACAUUAUAGAUACUGAUGAGGUGUUUUAUGUGUACGAGAUUAAAACAAUUUUGUAAGAACCAGAGGUGUAAAAUAUAGUUUCUUUUACAGCACAACUUUUUGAAAUGGCUGACGAUGCAGCCAGGAUUGUACUGUAGCACAUGUUGGCAUCAACAGUAUAUUUUCUCAUGCUGAGUGUCUUCAUGUUUCAUGUAAGUCAAUCUUACUUGAAAUUUUUUAGACUUUUAACACGAUGGCCAUAACCUGACAAUAGUGCCCACACCUUAAGAAUGCAAUAAUCCUUUCCCAUUAUCCAGAAGGCCCAGGUAGUUUUAUCCUGUGACUUAAAGGCAGCAAGGAGACUUUGUCACGUUUUAAAAGGCAACGAAAGCUGUUGAAAGAAUUAUGCUUAUAUCUCACAUUUUGGUUAUAUUUGUGGCAAGACCUUAGGAUAACGUAAGCCAGAGAUCUGUAAUUGGUGUGUAGUCUGAGGUGCCCAUUUUAGAGUUUUUGUGGUGGUAUUCUUUUAUUUCAUUUUGAUGCAGAAAUUGUGUGACUGUUGAAAAUCAAAAUGUAGCAGGACCCAUUUUCUGUACGCAAAACCCCUUACCACUAUUCCUGGACAAGGCCUAGAGAAUGAGCUGCUCAUCAUGUUUAUACAUAAUUUCUGGGGUGAAAUGAAUGAUUUCCUUAAUGACUUAGAGAAAACCAAGGUCAAUAAGAUGCAGACUGACUUAACUAUUA